AUCUAACAAUUUCUCUCGUUAUAUGUUAAUAUUUUAUUUAUGGUUUCGACAAUUACUUCAAUUAUAAUAAUCUCAUAAUUGCUUAGGUGGGAAGCAGAGCAGAUUUUGAGUUAAUCAAAGCAAAUUCAGACAACAGACAGUUAACUAUUACGACUGUUGUCAUUGCAAGAGGAAGCAUUCAAUCAUCUCAGUCUAUAAGGAGUAAAACGGGUCCACUAACGUUAUUUCAAGUUCAGAUCACUCCUCAGUUAGCCAAUCGUUUCUGCGUCCUUGCCUAUUAUAUGGAUACUUGCAACGAGCUCGUGUCUGACGUCGUUUGUCUAAAAACAGCUGAAAAAUGCGCCAACGAGAUAUCAUUGGAACUGAAAACUACGCUUGUUCAACCGGGCAAUGAAGCUACAAUUGGUGUCAGCGUUGCUUGCCCAAAUUCUGACGUCGCAUUGUUGGCUGUAGACAGAGGAUUGUAUAUUCUCAAUAAUGAAAACAGACUGUCACGCGACAAGAUGUUUGCUGCUUUGGAUAAUUGUUCCUAUUCUUGUGGUUACACUGUUGCAAGUUCAGAUGGAAUGUUUGAUGUUGUUGGUUUGGCUGGAAUGUCUGACGCCUCCAUUAAUCCUCGCUGUAGCUGCUGUACAUCUUCAUGCCGUAUUUCUUGUAUUAAUUCUGAUGACAGCUGCGGUACCGGAAGAAAGAAGCGAGGAUCUGAACUUGUGGAAAGAUUGUGUAAUGAGAUAAAAAUGCGAGCAAAAAGACUUUUCAGCAAUGUUGCCGGGUACUGUUUCGACGAGUACAGAGAGCUUGUUAAAGGAAAAUUCAGCAGCUUUGAUGACCUUUUGUCAGAGAUGGAUAGAAGAAACGAGGCAGAGUACAAAACGGAGCACGUUGCCACUUAUAUCUACCAAUGUUGUAUGGGAGACAGAGCGAGAUCGAGUUCUCAAAGCGGCGUUGAUAACUUUGACAAGCAGGACCCGAGCUUCUUAAAAAGGAGAACGUAUUUUCCACACGUUUGGUUACAAGACAUAGUCCUUACCAACAGGAAUUUGAAAACAAUUGACAUGACUGUUCGAGUUCCUGACUCGAAUACAGAAUGGUAUGUCUACGGAUUGGCGCAGUGCUGUGAAUCGGGAUUUUGCGUGUCAGAGCCGAUCUCGAUUAACGUCUUUCAGAGCGUUCUUGUUGAGUGUCAUCUGCCGUUUUCGCUAAAGCGGCAAGAACAAGUGUCCGUGGCUUGCACUGCGUUCAAUUACCACCAACAUUCGACUAAUGCAGGGAUAAAAGUCGUUGAUGUACGUGAUGAUCUUUGCACUACUGCGGGAACGGGUGAAGAGACGGACUGGAUACGUUUUCGCAUUGAAGCUCAUGACUCGAAAACCGUUCUUAUUCCUGUUAUUCCAUUGGUAGUUGGAACAACGUUGCUAACGGUCAGGAUGAGUACGGACCUUAUUAGUGAUCAGAUAGUUCAGAACAUCACUGUUGUGCCGGAGGGAGUUACUAGAGAGUCGGAUGUUGCUGUAGAGUUGGAUCCUCUUGGAGUCAACAUGGACGAAUCAAAGAGCUGCACUCUUCUUCCACUUCCGGAUCUGAGAAUUGGCCAGUGCUUUAAAUACGUACUCUUAAAUGGAGAAUGCAGUGAGCCUCUCGACGGGCUAUUUACAAAGGAAAGCUGUUGCACUGAGCAAAUUGGUAAUUUCGCUUCGGCGUUUCGCGCACGAGGAACAUGUGAACGGUGUCCUGGCAAAAACGAAAGUCACUACUGUAUGGGGUUGUGUCGAUGCGGAGGACGUCCUUACAGCAAGAGUCAAACCAAUUUCUUUCCAGUACGACUUCCUGAAAACUACAUUGAAGGAUCGGUCACGGCCUGGAUAGGAGUCAGCGGAAAAUAUUUUACCGUGGGCGAGAAUAUGGAAGGAAAGGUUGACAAAAUCGACAGCGUAGAGAGUAUGCUGAGAUUACCCGGUGGAGGUGGAGAGUAUAGCAUGUUAACAUUUGGUCCUAACUGCGCUAUCGUCACAUUCCUAAAUGCUACCAAUCCAGGAGCUGUAAGAAAACACCUUCCGCUACUUCAAAAUGGUUAUAAUUAUCAGUUAAAGUUUCGCGUGAUAGAUUCCGGAGCAUUUGCUGUGUGGCUGAAUCACACACCAUCGACGUGGCUCAGUUCGUUCGUACUUCGCACAAUGUGUUGUGCAAGAGAAUUUGUUAUAGUCGACGACGCGGUCAUCAGCAGUCUCAUCAACUUUCUCGGAACGAGACGUAAAAACGGCACGUUUGUUGAAAGGCAGAACGUAAUUCAUAGAGAGAUGAUAGGUGGAGUUCAAGAGGCUGGUGUGUCGAUGACUGCUUACACAACAAUGAGUCUAUUGGAGUGCUGUCGCAACGAAGAGAAGCCAACUCUUGUAAAUCUAGUUUGUCCAGCAGUGAGUUACAUGCAGAAGGAGGUGGCUGCAAGUCGAGUUAACCGACCAUACGCGCAGGCGAUUGUGUACAAAGCUUUGAUCAAAGCUUGUGUUUGCGGCUGCGCGGUGUGCAAACCACAGGGAGUAUGCGAUUACACAAUCAUCGAAAAAUUGAAGAAAAAUCUGUUUGACAAAGCAGUGAUUGACACUGACGGUUCUAUGCACUGGGAAGCAGACAGCCGAUUGGGGAAUGCCUAUUGGUAUAGAAAACCAUCUGCUAUUUCGGUAGAAAUGACGGCUUACGUUUUACAAGCAUGUCUUUGCGUGGGUGACUGCAAAUGCGCUCGAACUACAGCCAAGUGGCUCAAUACUGCUAGAAACUCACGAGGAGCCUUUGUCUCAACACAAGACACUGUGGUUGCUUUGACAGCCUUGGCUCAAUUCGCAGCCAGAUGCCGUGUCACUGUUCUUCAUGCUCCCAAUUUAUGUGUAAGUGUUCGUCUAACGAAUUAUUCCCUUAUCAAGGCAUUUCGAAUUACUCCACAAACUGCAGACGUUAUGUACCGCGUUCCGGUUCCCGUCAAUGAACUCAUUAGAGUAGAUACUUGCGGAAGCGGGCUAGGACGGGCUGUGGUUCAUUACGACUACAACGUUCCCGGGACUUCCGUCGAACAAUGCGCGUUUGACAUUGCUGUUAAUGCUACUGAGAUGACAAUGAUCUCCUUAUCUGAGCCACCAGUCGGAGCUCAAAUUGCUUUCUGUGUUAGAUAUUUGGGCUCUGGAUGCACCACAAUGGCUGUAGUAGAACUUGAAUUGCCGACUGGAUACGAAGCGUGUGAAAGCCUCGAGACCGGUUUCUCGGAUUGGCGCUGCCUCAGUACCAUAUUACAGGAUGGCGGUAGCUUACUUGGGUUAUUAAAAUACGAGGUCUCAGGGAGGAAGGUCGUGUUUUACUUUGACAAACUGUGUGACACCAAACGAACGUGCGUCGUUUUCAAAACUUACCGCAAGUUUGAGAUUGUCCAUUCUCUACCCGUCAGUGUGCGUGUGUUCGAUUACUACGAGCCAGACGUGCAAUGCACUAGGUUUUACACGCUUGGAGGAGGAAGUCCGGAGGUGGGUUUGAUUUGUGACAGUUCGAACAAAGGGCAGCCUGCGUGUGUAUGUGGAGCAGGACGUUGUCCAAAAUUAGAAAAGGAGAUUCACAAUAGGCUCUGCAAUGCUUGCGUUUAUCAUGACUAUGUGUACAAUGUGCGAAUCAAUGACAACACCUAUGAAAAUGGGUGGCACAAACUCGAUGUGACUGUUGUUGACGAGAUCAAACCAGGCGCACAUAGGCAGAAGAACGGAUCAAAUCUUAGGUUGUGGUUACCUUCGAUUUGCACCACUGACAUCAAACUUGUUACUGGCAACUGCUAUCACAUUCAAGGCAGAGAUGGAACCAAAUAUGUUCUCGAUCACAACACAGCCAUUGAGCCAUGCCCGAAAGAUACGUGCAGUGCUUUCGAUUGCAAGAAGAAGGUGAAGCAAAAAUGCGUUGUAAAACCGUGUAAGAAGCAGAAAACCAAGAAAAAGAUGCGCAAUUGCAAAAAGAAAAGAAUGGGAAAGUGCAAGGAUGAAUUCAAAGCGUGCAACCACUUGGCGGUCUUUAAAAAGUACGUCAAGAAAUUGCGCGAUGGCUCUAUAUGCCAAUCCAGAGACAUUUGUUCGAAUUAGUAUGCGAAGGUGUCGUUUCUGUUUUGUUUACGGCCAGAUAUCGUGUGCCAAUAUGACAUUAUGACUUCUUCGUUUGUGUUAUUGGAACACAGUAGAGACAGCUGGUGUUGCAACUGUUUGUGACGUUGUAGUGUAGAUGACGUAUUCGUGUUAUUCUGUCUUUGCAUAUGCAUCCUCUGGCUAUCAUCUUGAAACAACAAGGGUUCCAGAGGUGACAAAUUAGAAGUAAAAGAAGGUGAUAUAGUG
Corticium candelabrum is the source of this 4355-nucleotide messenger RNA. Its product is annotated as complement C3-like. Gene Ontology annotation, molecular function: protein binding; endopeptidase inhibitor activity. NCBI's taxonomy places the organism in Eukaryota, Metazoa, Porifera, Homoscleromorpha, Homosclerophorida, Plakinidae. The record is from RefSeq and is a predicted model, not a curated record. The transcript is spliced from 29 exons. Gene Ontology annotation, cellular component: extracellular region. The coding region runs from base 282 to 4109 and encodes 1275 amino acids.